CAGCCCUGCUGCUUCCCUCCUCUUCCUCUCGCGCCCCUCCUGCCUGAGCUUCGUGAAAAGAUACGAUGAAAUCGCUCGCGCUCGCUGUCAUCAUCAUCAGCGCCGCCCUGUAGAGAGAGAGAGAGAGGGAGCUCGAGGCCCCCCCUCCCCUCCCCACCUAACAACAACCCCAACCCCGCAGGCUCGAGCACAACGACCCCACCCCCCAACCCCCUGUGAGAGAGGAGACGGAGCCAGAGAGGCGCAUACAGAGUCACGGAGAAAAGACGGUUUCGGGAUCCCGGCUCUGUUUUGCCCUCAAUCCGGGCCUAAUGCUGUAGCAGACAGCGCAGGAGGAGAGCUCGAGCGAGAGACAACGCACUGAUUGAGAGUCGGUGAGGGACAGGGCGGACCGGAGAGACGACGGGAUUGCUCAUUCGCCUGGAAACAUGGGAUGUACACUGAGCGCCGAGGAGCGCGCUGCUCUGGACCGGAGCAAGGCCAUCGAGAAGAACCUGAAGGAGGACGGGAUGGUCGCCGCCAAGGACGUCAAACUGCUUCUGCUCGGCGGCGGAGAGUCCGGUAAAAGCACCAUCGUCAAACAAAUGAAGAUUAUCCAUGAAGAUGGCUUUUCUGGGGAUGAUGUGAAGCAGUAUAAGCCAGUGGUCUACAGCAACACCAUCCAGAGCUUGGCGGCCAUCCUCCGAGCCAUGGACUCAUUGGGCAUCGAGUUUGGAGACAAGGAUAGAAAAGCUGAUGCUAAGCUGGUGUGCGAUGUGGUCAGUCGUAUGGAGGACACAGAGCCGUACUCUGCAGAGCUUCUUACUGCUAUGAAGCGUGUAUGGGCCGAUGCUGGGACUCAGGAGUGUUUCAGCCGUGCCCGGGAAUAUCAGCUCAACGACUCAGCUCAAUACUACCUGGACAGUCUAGACCGGAUCGGGGCAGCAGACUACCAGCCCACAGAGCAGGAUAUCCUGAGAACCCGAGUGAAGACCACUGGUAUCGUCGAAACCCACUUUACCUUCAAAAACCUCCAUUUCAGGCUGUUUGACGUGGGGGGUCAGAGGUCAGAGAGGAAGAAGUGGAUCCACUGCUUUGAAGAUGUGACGGCCAUUAUCUUCUGCGUUGCGCUGAGUGGAUACGACCAGGUGCUCCAUGAAGAUGAAACGACUAACCGCAUGCAUGAGUCUCUCAUGCUCUUUGACUCCAUCUGUAACAACAAGUUCUUCAUCGACACCUCCAUCAUCCUCUUCCUCAACAAGAAGGAUCUGUUUGGUGAGAAGAUUAAGAAGUCACCGCUGACGAUCUGUUUUCCAGAAUACACAGGUGCUAAUACUUACGACGAUGCUACUGCAUAUAUUCAGGUUCAGUUUGAGAGUAAGAACCGCUCUCCCAAUAAGGAGAUCUACUGUCACCUGACCUGUGCCACAGACACAGGAAACAUCCAGGUAGUGUUUGAUGCCGUCACUGACAUCAUUAUUGCAAACAACCUUAGAGGGUGUGGCUUAUACUGAGGCCUGGCCAAGCACAGAGGUUGUCAUGGAGAGUAUGAGGUGUUAAUAAUGAUAAUUUUGAUGAUACUUAAACACAUAAAUAUGUAAUUCUACACGUCCAAAUGGACCCAAAGAGCUGCCGUCAGACACCACACUGGAUUAUUGCCAUGAUUUGUUCCCUUCCUCUCAUUUUGAUUUCAGUAUACAACCCCAGUUUUGUCUUUUAAAAAAAUGUGUUUUUGAGCUGAAUGUUUCACGUUUUUUUUUUUUUGUUGAUGACCGUGUCAACAACUGGGAGGGUCAGAAGAGGCAGCACCAGGGUUGUGUUCAGCUGGAGCCUUGUUUUGCAAAACACAGAAAAGCAAUGCGAGGAGUGUGCAAUGUCAUUUUUAACCACAGCGUGGACUAUAGUCCCAUUCUUUAUGUGACGUUUUUAUGUGCAAGUCUCGAGGCAUUUAUAUCUGUACUGAAUAUAGCCUGUUGUGCUCCGUUUGAAGAGCUGCUGUGUGUGUGAAGGUGGAGAUGAUGAUGUUGGGGAGGUGCUGUACUCGUGGCUGAGGGUCAUGGUUGGGAGGGAGGCUAUUUUAACUUUCGGAAGGGACAAAGCUCCACUCUCCUUCAGACCCACACAUGACUGAGAGCCUGCAGGUCUUUUCCACUCUCUGUUUUCUCUUUUAAUUUAAACCAUGAUGAAAGAGAGGAUUCUUCUGUUCAGAGUGGCUGCCCGUAUCCAUUGGCCUCCUGUAGCGUGAGGAAAUGCCUAUCAGCCAAUGAUAUAUCAAAAUAAAAUCAUAUCGGUGCCAACCAUCUGAGAAGGACAGAUUAGGAUCAGAAAUCAUAGAUCAUGCUCAUACUAUCAAACGUAUAUUAUUUAAGUAACAGAUUAUUAUCAUCGAAUGAUUUAUUUAUUUAAGCCUCAUGCCCUACAUGCCUCCUCCUACCUCCUGAAAUCCCGUGCCACAUAUUUAUUUCCUGACAUGAAAAACUGGGGUACACCGACACCUGUCUGCAGUUCAGAGGGUAGAAAGCAGCCCUCCAAUGACAUCCUGUUCUCUGUGUGGUGCUUUACCCUUCGAUGUGAAUCUGUGUAGAAGUAGAAGACUGCACGAGGAGAACAAUAUCAUUUGAGGCAACAUCUGUCUGGGGAGCCGUGGGUUUUCUCCAACCCUCUUCUCCCCUGAUCAGUAAACAGGGAACCAUUAUCCCCCCCCCUCCGUCUGUCACGUUUCUCUUC
Messenger RNA from Epinephelus fuscoguttatus (brown-marbled grouper), 2706 nucleotides. RefSeq names its product guanine nucleotide binding protein (G protein), alpha activating activity polypeptide O, b (gene gnao1b). Gene Ontology annotation, cellular component: heterotrimeric G-protein complex. Gene Ontology annotation, molecular function: GTP binding; mu-type opioid receptor binding; G protein-coupled serotonin receptor binding. The transcript has 8 exons. The record is from RefSeq and is a predicted model, not a curated record. NCBI's taxonomy places the organism in Eukaryota, Metazoa, Chordata, Actinopteri, Perciformes, Serranidae. Gene Ontology annotation, biological process: G protein-coupled dopamine receptor signaling pathway; adenylate cyclase-modulating G protein-coupled receptor signaling pathway. Bases 429 to 1493 code for a protein of 354 amino acids.